AGCUGGCGCUGCUGCCACCGACUGAGAAAGUAAAGUUAUGAAUCCUGAAGAAGUUUCAUCUUUACUGAACCAAGGAACAACCAAAACAUAUCAAAUUCCCAUUGAUCAUCUAGAUUACAAAUUCAUUGAAAAAUGCAGAGAUGUUAAACAUUUGGAAAAGAUUCUCAGGAUAUUACGGUCCGGUGAGGAGGGCUAUUAUCCUGAUCUUACAUUAUUUUGUGAAAAACAUAUUGAAUCUUUGGCUCCAAACAGCAGAAUUCUACGAAAAGAGAAACCAGCAGCUACUGCUUGUGAUUUAACUGCUGAGGAAUGGGAAAAAAUAAAUGAUGAAAUGAAGGACUGGAUUACAGAAAUGAAAGAAGAGGAAUAUCAAAUGCGGUAUACGACAACUGAGGUAUUCAGAGAGAGACUGGAAAAUGUGCCACCAGUUCGUCGUUCAGAUAGCUGUGUCCCUACUAGCCAGAAUAAAACUUCAGAAAAGAGAAAAAUGAAGAAAAAUAUACCAAAGGACUACAGCGAAUGGGAUAAGUUUGAUGUGGAGAAGGAGUGUUCCAAAAUUGAUGAAUGCCAAGAAGAACAGAAAUCUACAACCAGCUCUAGCAUUAAUAGAAGUUUGCCAAAAAUGGAUAUAGACACAACAGGUAUGACCAGAAAGGAGAAGAGUUUUAUUGCUAGUCGUGAAAAAGAGAAAGGCAAUGAAGCCUUUGUUACAGGAGACUAUAAAGAAGCAGUUGCCUACUACAUUCGGAGCAUAUCUGCAUCCCCCAGCGUGGCUGCCUACAAUAACAAAGCUCAGGCAGAAAUAAAACUUCAGAACUGGCAUGCUGCUCUUCAGGAUUGUGAAACUGUAUUACAAAUGGAGCCUGGAAAUAGAAAAGCACUUAUGCGCCGGGCCACUGUAUACAAGCAUUUACAGAAUUAUAAUGCAGCUAAAGAAGAUUUACAAAAAGUAUUAUGUAUUGAGCCUGAAAAUAUUAUAGCAAAGAAAAAUCUCUCAGAUAUUGAGAAGACUCUGAAAGAGUUAGAACCUGUAUCUCAGUCACAGAUCAAAGGGAAAAGAAUACUUAUCCAAGACGUAGAAGAAUCAGAAGGUGGUGAAGAAAAAGGAGAAAAUGAUGUAGAUCAUGAAAAUGGAAGUGGAGACAAAAAAACUGCUGUGCUAGUGGGAAGACAGAUUGCAAGUGAGAAGAGUGAAAUGGGGAAUGCACAAAAGAAGUUCCCCAGCAAAGGAGAUGGCUGUAAAUCAGAAUGCAAGGAGGCACAGAAACACAGAGAUCCUUCUGAGACUAGAAUUAAAAAAGGCACACCUGAAAAAAGGACACCUAUAUUGUUGCAAGACUGUGAAGGUGGAGUAAAUGGUUAUCUAAGCAGUGGGCAAAAAAAUAGUGAAAACAGUAAUGCUAAACCAAAGGACGUAGAAUCUUCCUCCGCAGGAGAAAGGAGUUCCACUCUGCUCCCCCCCACUGCAGCAACAUUGAAAGCUGAAGGAAAUGCAUUGUUUAAGAAUGGACAGUUUGGAGAAGCUAUUCUCAAGUAUUCAGAAGCAAUUGAAAAUGUCAGCAAAUCAGGAAUUCAGAGCCCAGAGGAUGUAAGCAUUUUAUAUUCAAACAGAGCAGCAUGUUACCUAAAAGAAGGCAACUGUGUUGACUGCAUUCAGGACUGUAACAGAGCAUUGGAACUUCAUCCAUAUUCUCUCAAACCGCUUCUGCGUCGAGCAAUGGCGUAUGAGUCCAUGGAACGAUACAGGCAGGCAUAUGUUGAUUACAAGACAUUACUCCAAAUAAACAGUGGGAUCCAGGCAGCAAAUGACAGUGUUAACAGGAUAACAAGAACAUUAAUAGACCAAGAUGGUCCAAGUUGGAGAGAGAAGCUAUCCCCAAUACCUGUUGUUCCUGUUUCUGCUCAGUUACACCGGUGGGAUGGAGGAAACUUUGUUUCAGAGACAACGGAAAACAAAAUGGCACCUAGGCAUGAAGAACAAAAACCACAGAUUUCUAGUGAAAAAGCAGAAGAGAUGUUCAAAACUCUUAAGAGUAAAGGGAAUGAAUUUGUGAAGAAGGGUAAAUAUGAAGAAGCACUGAGGAAGUACAAUGGGUGUAUAGAAUUAAAUCCUAAGGAAUGUACCAUCUACACUAACAGAGCCCUCUGUUACUUGAAGCUAUCCCAAUAUGAAGAGGCCAGAAAGGACUGUGAUCAUGUUCUUCAGAUGGAUGACUCCAAUAUAAAAGCUCUGUAUAGGAGAGCUCUAGCAAACAAAGGACUACAGAACUACAAAGCUAGUAUUGAUGAUCUGAAGAAAGUUCUUCUGAAAGAUCCCAGUAUUGAUGAAGCAAAAAAGGAGCUGCAGGAAACAACCCAGUUGAUUAAAUCUAAAGGUGAAGGUACAGACAAUAUCCAGCAAAAGCAAAGGACAAAAAUCAAAAUCCAAGAGGUGAAUGAAUGUGAAGAAGAGGAAACUCAGACCUAUGCUUCAGUUGAUAACCAUGCAUCAAAAGGAGAAACUGCAGUGCCACUGAAAACUCUAGAAAAGCUGCUAAUUUGUAAGCCAUCAAAUGCCUAUGAAUUUGGCCAGAUGAUAAACGUUGUGAAUGCCAGCAAGGACAUCACUGCCUGUGCAGAGCUCUUAGCAAUUAUUGAACCAAAAGAUUUGCCAAUGCUGCUAAGCAACAAACUUGAAGGGGAUAAUUUCCUUCUGUUUAUCCAAGCUCUGCAAUCUGAUGCAUUUUGCCAGGAUCCUGAGCUGGUUUAUCAGCACCUUGUCUACCUAAGCAAAGCGGAAAGGUUUAAGCUUGUGCUGAAACUUCUCAGUAAGAAUGAAGUGGAACAGAUUCAGAAGCUGUUUGAAUCUCUUUCCAAAGCGCAAAGUGAACAGUUCUCUUUACAUGAUCUGGAGAGCCUUAAGAGAGACUUUGAACUUUAAACCAACUUCAUUUUCGAAUUGCCUCUUGCAUGCAUUCCCUUGAUGCUUGUAGGAUGGGCAUAUAAACUAUGCAGAUCUGCACGGAGUAAAGUCAGUUUCACUUGGACGGUUCAGUAUGCUGCAUUUUUUUUUUUUUUACAGUUCAUGCACAUUGAAAAUCUGCUCUUCCAUUUUAUGGUAGUAUAUAUUUUUAUCCCAGAAAGUUACACGUGCAUGUUUUUUAUAUUUAUUGGCUGUUCAUUUACAAUGAGAAAAAGUUAAUGACUGAAUAGAUAAGACACUGAAUUUGAGAAAGGAAGCACAUGAACCAGGAUGGAGCAGGAGAUAGUAUCAUUCCCAGUGAAGCUAACAGCACCAAACAACGUAGGUCUCAUGCAUAAACUGAUCUAAUACCUAUAUUCUCAGCUACAUUAAAAUGUAUUCAUGAGGUUUCAUGUAGCUGGCCAUUGCUAUGUUUUUGUUAUAUUGGUUUGUUCUUGUGACACAGGAGAAUCUUCUAAAGAAGUUACUUCUCAAAAACCAUUUUUAAUAUGCAGCACAGUACAGAAAAAAGUUUCUUGUACAAGCCCCAUUGGCAUGGAUGGGCAUUCUGUGUUUAUUUUACUGGGGCUUCUGUGGAAAGCUAUUCCCAGGAAUUGUGUCCAUAGGCUUCCCUUUCUGUUACUCAGAUAAAAUGACUAGUCUGUGCAUCUAGGUGCAGUGCAAAUGAAAUAAUCAAAUUACCCGUUUCUUUGGUUAGCCUCCACAUGUUUGCACAAGCUUUUGCAUUCAGUUCCUGUUGAGUGUACUGCUUUGUCGUCUCCAGAGGACAACACUGACUGGUUUAUUCUUAUCUUGUAUCAGUGCUGCUAAUUGAAAUAUAUGCAGUAAUCUGUAGGAGAGGUCACAGUACGUACAGCUGCAUCAGCCUUUGCAGGGGUGAGGGCAUUGUAGCAAGACAUAGUUUGACCUGUGUUACGACCAGCUCCCUAAAAUGUCUGUUUUGCUUGUCUGGGUGUGCAAGGAUGCCAUUCUGUUGCCUGUGCAAUGGUGCUGAGCAGCAGAGGUGAGAAGCAGAGUAAGCGUAUGUUGUUAAGUGUUUUGAAGCAAUAGAACAUUUUUAAACAAACUGGAAAAUAGUAAUUUAUUAUUAGUAUGCAUAUUACAUUUUAUUAUGGCAGGGGUUGCUCAGGUACUUGCAGUUUUGGAGGUGGUAUAAUUUAUCAGUGGCUAUUUUUCCUUUAACAGCGAUCAGAAAAAAAUGUUCUAUCUAGGCUAAGAACUUGUAGUUCUUUGCCUAUUUAAAAAUAAAGUUAUUUGCCAUA
Molecule: messenger RNA, 4224 nt
Organism: Eublepharis macularius
Lineage: Eukaryota; Metazoa; Chordata; Lepidosauria; Squamata; Eublepharidae
Gene: SPAG1
Product: sperm associated antigen 1
Exons: 19
Coding region: 38-2920 (960 amino acids)
Cellular component (GO): mitochondrion; cytosol
Molecular function (GO): heat shock protein binding
Source: RefSeq, a predicted model, not a curated record